AGCACGGAGAGUGGGGAUCGCGCGAAGCCGCGGCGGAAGGUUCAAUUGUUGGUGAACCGUCGCGAGGAGCGGUCGCGCGUGAUAAGGCUCGCACGAUAGAAGCGCGUGCCUCGUAUCGCGAUCGGUGCGUGCACUCCGUGGAGACGUCCUCGAUACCGGGUUGUCGUCGCCAGGUCCGCGCUGUGCCGAGACGCGCCAGGAUUUGUCAGAUAACGGAGAGAUGCGUGCCGCGAAUUGCCGCGACAGUGACGUGGUGAUCCGUUCGCCGUUACGUUGUAGACGCGAGUAAGCCCGUGGAAAUCUAACCCAGUGACCGAAGCGGAGAAACCACCUUCCCCUGUUUCUCUCUUUACUUUUACUCCCCGUUUCGACCCCGUUCGGUUUCCCCGCACCACACGGAUACUUUUCAACGAGGAUAAUAGCUGGCUGUGAUAAUCGCUGCGAGUGAAAUUUUUGAUAGUCUUCUUCUUUUUUUUGUGCGACUUUUGUUGGCGAGCCGUGUGGUUCGUCGGCUCGGCAUUCGCGGUCGUCGCGGCUCGCCGUACGAGCCGACAACGGAAAUUUCGGAUUAUCCGACCACCGUUUGGAGUUGUUGAUACGGUUGACGCAUCGUCGUACCGGCAGCGGCCAUGACGGCGGACAGCCUGUUCGAGACUACCAGCAUCCCGGGGCAUCUCGCUCCCACGCCCCAGAGACUGGAGAGGCUUCUCUCGAAACAGACCCUCGAGGAGCUGUACGAGGUCGAGGAACAACCUUUCGCACGGGGCAAGUACGCGACGGUGAGGAGAUGUCGGGAGAGGUCCAGCGGAAGGCAGUGGGCCGCCAAGUUCUUGAGGAAGCGGAGACGAGCGCAGGAAUUGAAGGCGGAAGCGCUACACGAGGUCGCGGUGCUGGAUGCUGCGGCGAAUUGUUCUCGGCUGGUGUCGCUUCAUCAGGUCUUCGAGACCAACAACGAAAUGGUCUUGGUUCUCGAAUUGGCCCCCGGCGGUGAGUUACAAAUGAUCCUGGACAGAGACGAGGUCCCGGACGAGCGACAGGUCGCCAGAUUGCUGAGACAGAUUUUGGACGGAAUAGCCUUCCUGCAUUCCCUGAACGUGGCCCAUCUAGACAUCAAGCCGCAAAACUUGGUCCUUACGGGCGAUUUCCCCGAGUGCGACGUGAAGCUGUGCGAUUUCGGGAUCUCGCGAUACAUCAGCCACGGCGCGGACAUACGAGAGAUACUUGGAACACCCGACUACGUUGCCCCGGAGGUCCUAAACUACGAGCCGAUCAGCCUGGCGACCGACAUGUGGUCCGUCGGAGUGCUGCUGUACGUCCUGUUAACGGGAUGCUCGCCGUUCGGCGGCGACACGAAGCAGGAAACGUUCUGCAACAUCAGUAGAUGUCGGCUGGACUUUCCCGACGAUCUGUUCGAAGACGUGUCGGAGGACGCGCGGGAUCUGAUGCGCAAGCUGAUGAUCAAGGAUCCAAAUGAGCGCCUGACCGUCACCGAGUGCCUGCAACACUCGUGGUUCAGCAUGUUCGACGAUCCUCAGCCGCCUCUCUCUUGCCCGGGGCUGGAUCAAGCAGCGAUGGAGACGAAAAACACGAGCGCGACCGCGUCCCCUCAAGAAGCCAAGUCGCAGGUGAAGUCCGCCGCCGCUGCGACGGAGCUGUCGGCGAUCUCGUCCACGCCGAAGAAGGACACGGAGAAACACAACCAAAGGUCGGCGACCGAUAACGCGUGUCAGGUCGCGGAAACGAAGCCGUCGGUGGCCGCGUCGUCGUCGACGACGGCGACGCGAGCGGUCUCCUCGCACACGGAGAACUUGUACUCGAAGUCAAAGUUAUCCGCGAAGCCGAUCCGGUUCGGUCUGAGCCCCGACCGCAGGGACACCUUCAAGAGGAACAUGGACUCGCUGGCGCAGAAGUUUUCCGGCGCGGAGAUCGUGAUAAUCGAGCCCGCUUCCUCCAUGCGCACGAGCGUCGCGAGCAGCAACUCCAGCGCCGUGACCACCGUGACGCAGAGAAGGGCGACGGCGACGCACACGAUGCCCGCCGGGGAGGUGUUCAAAUGCACGCCCGUCUUCAUUCUGGGCGAGGAGCAGCAGUGCAGCGACAGCGGCAGCGACACCGUCUCCGAGAUCUCGACGGACAGCUCGAGCGACCGGAGCAGCAUCUACUCGGACGACUCGCUGGAUUGUAUAUUAUUCGGGAAGAGCCAGGGCAGGGCUAGUUACCCGUUCACGGCGACCGAGGUGUCGUCGGACAGAUGGGAGCAGAGGCAUCAUCAUCAGCAUCAUCCGAGGGCGUGGCCGAGGGAGUGCAACGGAGUCGUGAGCAAAGCUCUCAGCCGGUUCACGUCGGAAACUCCGAACGCGAAGAUCGCGAAGCUCUCGAGUCCGCCCGCGGUUCACGGGAAGACCGGGCUGGAAGCGCUCCGCGAAAGGGGCGGCAAUUUCGUGGUGAUCCGCGAGCCCGUCAGGGCCGGUAGGUACACCAGGUACAGCGAAGUGCAGUGCGAGUCGGUGCAGGCACGGAUUCGACGGUUCCAGGUUCACGGAGCUUCGUAGACGUAUGACGGGGACGCGCGUCUAGUCCCAAAUCGGUAUUCUCGAGGUGCCUCGGCCACUGUCAGGCCUCGAGCUCGAGUCCGCGAUCGUUUCGCAGAUCGCGGUCUCGUUGUACAUAGCAAUCUACGGUGUACAGUGUACAGUUGGACGGUGCACGCGUUGCAACGGGUCGGGACGGUCCACGAUCGGACGAAUCGAAGGGAUCGACGGAGCGUGCCAAGAUAUACGAGUCGCGAGGCAACGCUGUUUCUCCGAAGGAAUCGUUUUCUUCCAAGAGUAGCCUAGUCGUUCCUUCCCUCCGACGCGUUGCAACGUCCGCUGCACCGAACGUAUCGUCGUCGGUGUAAAUACGUAAAGGGUAUGCGUGCGUGUGGGUGUGUGGCGGGUGCCGAUCGUUCGUAACGCGUGAUUGUAAAUAUUCGGACAAUCGAGAUUCUAAGCGAACGAUGAACAGCGACCGAGCGUAGACCGUGUUUUAUCGUAGGGUAACGCGAGAAUGGGUGAGAGAUCGUUCCACGUUGUAAAUAAGAGGGAUUCGGUUCGAGGUUGGCAGCAGGUUGAAUGAUAGAACGCGAUGGAGUGCGAUAGAUUGCGCGCGAGAGAGUGAGAGAGAGAGAGAGAGAGAGAGAGAGAGAGAGAGAGAGAGAGAG
Messenger RNA from Nomia melanderi (Alkali bee), 3202 nucleotides. RefSeq lists its product as uncharacterized. NCBI's taxonomy places the organism in Eukaryota, Metazoa, Arthropoda, Insecta, Hymenoptera, Halictidae. Gene Ontology annotation, cellular component: nucleus. The record is from RefSeq and is a predicted model, not a curated record. Gene Ontology annotation, molecular function: protein serine/threonine kinase activity; ATP binding. Gene Ontology annotation, biological process: positive regulation of apoptotic process; intracellular signal transduction; protein phosphorylation.